Arvicola amphibius (Eurasian water vole) is the source of this 2102-nucleotide messenger RNA. RefSeq names its product dynein light chain Tctex-type 3 (gene Dynlt3). Gene Ontology annotation, biological process: microtubule-based movement. Gene Ontology annotation, molecular function: dynein intermediate chain binding. The transcript is spliced from 5 exons. NCBI's taxonomy places the organism in Eukaryota, Metazoa, Chordata, Mammalia, Rodentia, Cricetidae. The coding region runs from base 90 to 440 and encodes 116 amino acids. The record is from RefSeq and is a predicted model, not a curated record. Gene Ontology annotation, cellular component: cytoplasmic dynein complex; kinetochore; cytoplasm.
AGUGGAGGCGGGGCCUCCCCGGAGGCCCGUGUGCGCCUGCGAAUUUCGACCGGAGCCUUGCUCCGCCUCCGGGGACUGCCAAAUCCACCAUGGAGGUGUACCACCGGCCCUGCGACGAGGUUGGCUUCAAUGCUGAGGAAGCACAUAAUGUUGUCAAAGAGUGUGUUGAUGCCGUCUUAGGAGGCGAGGACUACAAUCAGAACAACAUCAACCAAUGGACUGCAAGCAUAGUGGAGCAAUCCCUAGCCCAUCUGGUUAAAAUGGGCAAAGCUUAUAAGUACAUUGUGACCUGUGCUGUGGCCCAGCGGAGUGCCUAUGGAUUUCAUACAGCCAGCUCAUGCUUUUGGGAUACUACAUCUGAUGGAACCUGUACUGUAAGAUGGGAGAACCGUACCAUGAACUGCAUUGUUAAUAUCUUUGCGAUUGCAAUUGUCCUGUAACCCAGUAUAUAUGGGUUAAAGCCAUUAACUUAAGUUCAUGAGUGUAUCCUUUCUAAAAAGAGUAAUAAUUACUUAUUAAUGUGCUAGACAGCAAGUGUGCAAUAUGCUUCAAAGCUAUCAACAAAAAACCUGAAUAUCAGAAGGAAAAGUCUAAUAAAUAAGAUCUUGGCAGAUUAUCUCAUACUCUAUACAGUUUCAUUUAAACACACAAAUGUUAGCCAAAAAUUACUGAGGAAAUGUUGACUAACAUAAGAUUAGGAUGUUAUAUUUCACUAGCAUCACGCACCCACACAGAUGGGCGCAUCUACUUAGAUGCUGACAUUAUCUUUAUACUAGAAGACUUAACAGGGAUAAAUAUGUGAACAAAAAUGCUGCAAUGAUCAGUGCAGAAGAAAUUACAUGAAUUGUCUGAUACCUUGUUUAUUUUAAUUUCUUCCCUUCAUUGGAUUAUAUAUAAUAGUUCAUGGAAAGUAAUUUUGACACCCCACCACCACCUGUAUCUAAUGUUGUAGUAGCAGCUAUGACUAACCUGUUUCAUUUUCCUGAGAACCUGGCAAAGCCCUCUUUCUAAUAUCAAUUUCUUGCAUUUACACUUGAGGUGGAAUUAAAUAAUCACCAGGUUUCCUGCUUAAGCAAAGUUAGUUAAGUAUAUGAUCAACAGUAUCUGACUCAGAUCACGGCCUUACAAUCCACUCAUUCCAUGAGGAACAUUAGCUACCGAAUGCCUGUUGUGCGUCUUUCUCUGCCACGCAUGGCAGCUCUCAACAUGGUGUUCAAGUGUUAAGUUUCUAUUGGUUUCCGUUGGAAAACUGGGAUCUCUGAGGAAGGGUUGAAAAAGAAAGGAAAAGGCUCUGGACCUCCGUGGAGAACUAGCCAAAAGGAAAGCACUAAUUGGUGGCAGAAUUAUACAAAUAAUUUUUAAGGGUUGCUUCUGAUAAAAUAAAACACCUAAAAUAUGCAACUCUUACCUAAAAGCCUUAUCAGUAGUCUUAGUUAUACAAGUCAUAAAUUUUAUCAUUGCAUUAGUUAUAGCUAUGUGUGCAUAAUUUAAAAUACUUAUGUGGAGUUAGGACUGAGUGGAGUAGAAUAUAUAUUAAAAGUGAACAAUCAUUAAUAGGUUAUCUAAUUUCUCAGGGCUUAUGAAAUAUAGCUAAAUUUAUUAAGAAAAUCAGUGCUAAAACCUAGGGUACACAACUGGCCACCAAAUGUCUGCCAUUUAAUCUUGAAAAUGAAAUCAAUUUUACAUGUCACCACUGGCACUGAAUCCAUGUAAGGAUUGGAAUCAUGAGUCAUUGAAUUUUUAGGGUAAAGAAAAGCUUAGUAUUAAUGGCAACAAUAUUAAAACAGGAUUCUUGGAUGACUACUACACGCAUGGUUGGCAUUUUGCCAAGUAACUGUAAUGACAGGAAUGCAAAGAUAGGAUUUCAAGCAGUGACCUGUGAUUUUGGCACCUCAGAAAUUCUUUGUCAUUACCUGUCUGUUACUUUAUGUGCUGGCUCUUGUACCUCUGGAGAUUAUACUAGUGACCAAACUAUCUGUGCAGUUAUGACUGAUUUUUGACUAUUGUUGUUGAAGCCUCAUUUUAAAAUAAAUCAUACCUCGUGAGCUUGCUCUCUGCUGUUUCUAUUUAAAAUAUAAUAAAGACUAUCUGACUGUGCUGAA